This is a messenger RNA of Effrenium voratum, 1324 nucleotides long. The record is from the annotation of a GenBank genome assembly. NCBI's taxonomy places the organism in Eukaryota, Dinophyceae, Suessiales, Symbiodiniaceae.
GUUGACAUGGAAAACAAUGGAGGCCCUUCAAUCCAAAGCGGCUGGGCAUUGAUUAGCCCCUUGGCUCAAGUUGACAUGGAGCCCCAAACCGCAAAGGGCCCCAUUCACGCCGUAAGAAGCACCUGGAGUGGUCAAAACUCCGCCAGGCGAAACUUUCAUUGCGCGACGACGGGUCGCUCUCAUCUGCGCUGGGCGGCGUCAAGCUUGGUGUGCCUCCGGCUGGGUCGAAGCGGCCGGAGCAGUCAGAGACGUGCCAUUAAGGUCAAGUCGUCCGGGGUGAAUCUGGGCAAAUGCAAACUGCUGGUGGAUGACAAGAUGAGUGUCGCUCAGAUUGAAAGGGCAGCAGAGAUGCUGCGGGAGGAAGGAUGGGACUUGGGUAUUGAGCUCUUUGCCGAACCAGGACGAUGCAAGGAUGAAAACUGGCGAGCCCUGCUGGACAGGUCGGAAGUGACCUUGGCGACUUCAAGUCCUGGACAGGCCAAAGACUCGCUCAGAGCUCGGGCCUUGCAACUGGCUGAAGCACCAAGCGGUUGCCUGUCCAUGCUGGUGUGUGACGCUGAUCUUGCAGAGCUUGUCAGUGAUUUGCCGUCGCAAGGCAAGAAAGCCAUUGUGAUUCUUCCGGCUCAAACAUCCAUUCUUUCAAGAUACAAAGCAACCACUGCUGACGUGCGGUCAUUGCCAUCAUUUGGGUCGGUGGAACUUGUCCCCGAGCCUGCCCUACGGCUGGCGGAGCUGUUGAUCGUGUGUCUUUUCCUGGCCACCUACUUCUUGCAGCCGGAUGGGUUCGGGGGCCCCUCAUUGCCUACCUACCUGCGUUGGAUCGGGCUGGCUCCAUACUUCUGGUGGUGGGAUCAGUGCUCACCUUGGGAUGGUUUUUGCGCAUCAAAUAUUUGGGGCCUAUGGAGGGCAUUUUGGAACUAUGCCAUCGGCCUGCCAGGGCAAGCUCAGGCGGAGCUGAAGGAUGCGCCACUGCUCGAGAAGGCCAUCGCCGCCUUCAUCAGCUGGAUCUUCGCCCUGGCAGCCGGCAUCGUAGCAUUCGUCGUGGGUGCCGUCUUGGACAUCAUCCGCGAGUUCCUGGUGUUGGCCAUUUUUCUGGUGCCUUUGGGGCUUCUCAUCAGUUCGGGCCUCCAGAACUUUUUGCCACCGGAGGUGCAGGCCUUGCUGUUACCCAGCCUCGGCCGCUUCGGGUUCUUCCUCAGCCUCGCACUGCUGCUCCGUGCAGCGCGGUUUCUGGUGAAUGCCGCGGGCGAAGCGAAGGACAGAGGCGCCUAGUGAGCAGACAGCUCGACAGUUGGCCGUUUGGGGAAGGGGGUCCGUUAUUUCC